This is a messenger RNA of Aspergillus heteromorphus CBS 117.55, 788 nucleotides long. RefSeq lists its product as uncharacterized. Lineage: Eukaryota; Fungi; Ascomycota; Eurotiomycetes; Eurotiales; Aspergillaceae. The record is from RefSeq and is a predicted model, not a curated record. Bases 223 to 687 code for a protein of 154 amino acids. The transcript has a single exon.
AGUAUUUUUUUGGAGGUGGGCUGGGCUGGGGUUAUUUGGAGGGAUUAUAUAUCAUCUGAGCUAUAUCUCCUAUCCAUCUCCCUAUCUAUCUAUCUAUCUAUGUAUGUAUGGGUGCAUGCACGCAUGUAUGCACGCACGCACGCAUGUAUGGAUGGAUGGAUGGAUGGAUGAUUUUGGGUAUAUUGAGAUGGACGUGGCGGUGGAGGGAGGUGGAGGGGAUGGAUGAUGCGAUAUUCCCUAUUUUUGCUUCUAGUUUUGUUUUUGUUUGCUUUGCUUUGCUUUGCUUUGCUUUGCUUUGCUUUGCUCUGCUUUGCUUUGCUUUGCUUUGCUUUGCUUUGCUCUGCUUUGCUUUGCUUUGCUUUGCUUUGCUUUGCUUUUGUCUGUCUUGCACCGUGUUAUUCCGCUCUGGUUUUGCUUCUUCCCCGGGGAUGGUGGAUGGAUGGAUGGUGGAUGGAUGGAUGGUGGAUGGUGGAUGGAUGGAUGGAUGGAUGGAUGGAUGAUGAUGAUGAUGAAAUACCCCCGCUCUUCUUUUCUAUCUUCAUCCCUUUUUCCUCAUCGAUUUCUUUUUUUUUUUUUUUUUGUUCCUUUUUUUCCGCCUUAAUUCAAUCUUAUUUGGCACCGGGGAUCGGAUUGGUUGAACUUGCUCUAUUACUGGUGACGGGAUGGGAUGGGAGGGACAGGAUGUGAUGGGAUGUGAUGGGACUGAGUUAGUUGACUACCUUAGAUUGGAUCAGAGAUACUAGUUACGAGCAGAAAUGACAAUCACAAUGACAAUCACAAUGACAAUA